This is a messenger RNA of Venturia canescens, 4865 nucleotides long. RefSeq names its product intraflagellar transport protein Oseg4 (gene Oseg4). NCBI's taxonomy places the organism in Eukaryota, Metazoa, Arthropoda, Insecta, Hymenoptera, Ichneumonidae. The record is from RefSeq and is a predicted model, not a curated record. The transcript has 2 exons. Gene Ontology annotation, molecular function: protein binding. Gene Ontology annotation, cellular component: intraciliary transport particle A; non-motile cilium. The coding region runs from base 225 to 4031 and encodes 1268 amino acids. Gene Ontology annotation, biological process: non-motile cilium assembly; protein localization to cilium; intraciliary retrograde transport.
UCGGCCGAAUUACGCGCUUGACAACAAAUUGUCAACAAAACGGUCGAAUGUCACACCAUCGUAACUGUUAUAGAGAUAGCUGAUGAAAGAAGUGAUGAAAUAUAUGUGAUUUUGUGGUAAAUUGAAGAAAAUUUUCAAUAUCCGCGGCUCAAUGGAGAUCCAUGAAGGCUAAAACAAUUGAAGCAGAGCGUGUACGCGAGUAGACGAAAAAUUGGAGGUUAAACAUGUUGGUGUAUUUGAGCAAGAAAAUCGCGAUUCCGAAUAAUUAUCGGUUGAAUUGCAUAGCAUGGAACGAAAAACAGGGUUUCAUAGCUGUGGGUGGAGAAGACGGUUUAUUAAAAGUAUUGCGAGUGGAAUCAAACGCAUGUGGAGGGGGGGGGGGAGCCGCCCUGACAUCGACGGCAUCGGCAACGGCUAAUAACGCGAGUGGAAAAAGUCGCGGUUCGAUGGCAGCAACAAGCAAUUUAAGCAUGAAUCAAACUCUGGAAGGUCACAACGGCCAGGUUCAAGUGGUCGUCUGGAAUGAGGAGUAUCAAAAGUUGACGUCUAGCGAUCAAAACGGAGUUAUUGUCGUAUGGAUGUUGCACAAAGGCACCUGGUAUGAAGAAAUGAUAAACAAUCGAAAUAAAUCGGUCGUCAAAGGAAUGGCUUGGAGUCAGGAUGGCCAAAAAAUUUGUAUAGUUUACGAGGAUGGAGCUGUAAUCGUUGGUUCCGUAGACGGAAACCGAAUUUGGGGCAAAGAAUUGAAAAAUACUUGUCUCUCGGCGGUUCAAUGGUCGCCCGACGGUAAAUUACUUCUCUUUGGUCUUAAGAACGGCAGUUUACAUCUUUACGACAAUCAAGGCGUUUUUCUCAUCAACAUCAACGGGGAAGUCUCCGUCGGUGGCGGUCAGGGUGGAGUAGGAGCGGGAACGAUAGCGGCGAUGCAUUGGUACGACGGAAGGAACGGUUACGCGUCAUUGGACUGUCCAACAUUGGCAAUUUGCUACGAAUGUGGUAAAAUUCAAUUGAUGAGAGGCACCGGUGACGAGAAUCCGUUGAUAUUGGAGACUGGGAUAACCGCCGUGUCGUGCCGAUGGAACAGCUAUGGUUCGCUGUUGGCAAUAACGGGAACUAUGCCAGUAGCUAUGCACAACGGAGAGACAAAGGACUCGAACGUAUUGCAAUUUUAUACCGCAUACGGGGAACACGUAAAGACAUUGAAGCUACCAGGUCGAGAGGUAUCCGGUUGUAGUUGGGAGGGAGGUUCCCUGAGGGUCGCCCUCUCCGUUGAUUCUCAUAUUUAUUUCGCCAACAUUCGUCCCGAUUACAAAUGGACCUAUUUUGCAAAGACUCUUGUAUUUACGAAUGAGAGAAUAACUCGAAACGGCGGCAUAUGUAUUAAUUUUUGGAAUACGAGCAACAAUACUUGCUGCACGAAGAACGUGAGAGCUUUGUUAUCGAUCGCAUCGCACGGGGAUCAUUGCACGCUGGCUAUAAAAAACGACGAGGGGAGUACAACUUGGCCGCUGCAGCAACAGCAACAGCAGCAGCAGCAACAACAACAACAACAACAAGAAACCGAACGAGCAGCAGCAAUCACCGAGCGUUACGCAUUGUUGGUGUGUAACACAAUAGCGACUCCGAUAGACACGAGGUAUUUGAAUGUCGAGCCUCUGUUCACAGCAAUGACGAGCAACACCGUAAUCACAGCCUCGCGGAAUAAUUUUUUCAUAUGGAAUUUUCGUAAUCCGCGCGGCAACGCCGCUUGUGGAAGAGUCGUCGUCCAUCAUUCGCUAAGAGAUCGUACGUAUCACGUUGACGAUACACCAACCGGCGUCACCGAAGUUAUACAAGAUCUCGACAGAGCGGACAGGAGUUUCGAAGCUCCAACGAGCACAAGAGCGAGCACCGAUCCGAUCUGUUGUAUCGGAGCGAGCGAUAAAAUUUUACUUAUCGGACGUGAAAGCGGCAUGAUACAGCGUUAUUCCCUGCCGCAGGUUACCCUUACGAAUCGUUAUUCCAAUUCCGGCAACGUAGCGCGACCUCAAAGCAUCGCGAUUAAUUCCAACUCCACUAGGGCAUCGAUAAUCGACGUUUCGGGAAUUUUGCGGAUGCUCGAUCUCGAGGAUCCGCAGCAGCAGCAGCAGCAGCAGGUAAAUCGCGACGAGGCGGGACCGGCGACAAAAAAUGGGCGAGACGAUACCGUCGCGGCAGAGGACGUGUCUAAAUUCGAGAGAAAGGACGUUUGGGCGAUGCGCUGGGCCGAAGACAAUCCUAGCUUAAUCGCGAUAAUGGAAAAAACUCGUAUGUACGUUAUACGAAGCUUGGAUCCGGAGGAACCGAUCGGAUGCUCCGGCUACAUCUGCGCUUUUCGUCAUCUCGAAAUUCGUUGCGUUUUGCUCGACGAGAUAGUCAAUAGACCGGACGAUCUCAGGACCGAUUUGAUAAUCGAUUUGGAAGUGAAAUCUCUCCGUGAUACAAAAGAACUGUUGGCGAAAGUUGGUCUAAGGGAAGCUCACAAUUUCAUUCAGGACAAUCCCCAUCCCCGAUUGUGGCGUUUACUCGCUGAAUCGUCGUUGAACGAGCGUGACCUCGAGAUGGCAGAAAAUGCUAUGGUGCGCUGUACCGAUUAUCUCGGUAUUCAAUUUAUAAAGCGGUUGCGCACCAUUAACAAUGACCAAUUGAAGCGAGCCGAGGUUGCCGCCUUUCUCGGUAAUUACGAUCAAGCUGAGAAGCUUUAUUUGGAGCUGGAUCGUCGCGACUUGGCGAUAAAUUUGCGUCAAAAGUUGGGCGAUUAUUUUCGCGUUUUGCAACUUAUGAAAAUGGGAGUCGGCGGCUCCGACAGGCAAAUGGAGGAGGCAUACAACAGGAUAGGGGAUUAUUUCGGGGAGAGGCAAAACUGGGAAAGUGCUCGAGAUUAUUACGAGAAAGGUAGGAACCUCGAAAAGCUCAUCGAGUGUUAUUACAAGCUCGAGGAUUACGAACAAUUGGCAGCGACGACUGAUCUUCUGCCGGACAAGAGUCCGAUAUUGAAGAAGCUCGGUAGAAUGUUGGCCUCGGUGGGAAUGUGUCCGCGGGCGGUUGUCGCUUAUCUCAAGUACGGCGACGUCAAAUUAGCGGUCGAUACGUGCGUCCGUCUCAAUCAUUGGGAUCGAGCGGUAGAGCUCGCUAAAACUUACAAAAUGUCACAGAUCGGUGAUUUGCUCGACAAAUAUGCCAAUCAUUUGUUAUCCAACGGGAAAAUCCUUCAAGCUGUCGAAUUGUACAAAAAAGCAAAUUGUUAUCUGGAAGCCUCGAGGCUUAUCGUUAGUUUGGCCCGGCAACAGGCAGAAACUCGUGGUAAUCCGCUGCGCGUUAAAAAAUUAUACGUUUUGGGUGCCCUCAUGAUCGAGGCCCAUAUCGAUAGUUUGCCGUCGAAUUCUCGGAGUAACGUUCUCAUGGGUCUUGCCGAGAGCAACGACGAGCACGCUCGGCUUAUUGAAAAUGCUUGGCGCGGAGCAGAAGCUUAUCACUUUCUUUUGCUCGCGCAUCGACAAAUUUACGACGGUCAUUCCGAGCUCGCGAUUAAAACUUGCCUCAGACUCGCCGAUUACGAGGACAUUAUUCAUACCGAGGAUAUUUAUUCUCUCGUAGCCUUGUCAGCUUGUGGCUCUCGCGCAUUUUCCGCCUCUUCCAAAGCUUUUAUCAAGCUCGAAGCUCUUGCCGAAGACUUGGAAAAUCUGCCUCAUACUCGCCAUCGCCGUCCUCACAAUUAUCAACAAUUGGCCCUCGAAAUAUUUAUCAAGUAUCCACCCGAGGAUACCACCGCUCUUACUCCCAUCACCAUCAAAUCCGAAUGCCUCAAUUGCGAAACUCUUGUUCCUGAUUCGUGCCUCGCUUGUCCCAAUUGUUCCACUAGAUUUCCGGCCUGUCUUCUUUCCGGCAAAUCUCUCAUGGAUUUGAGCGCCGCUUGGAUUUGCGCCGUCUGUCGUCAUUAUGUCGCGACUGAACGUGACAUUGUUAAUAUAAAUGCGUGUCCGCUUUGUCACGCGACCAUCACGUACAUGUAACCUGCUUUCCUUUCUCCUAUUUUAUUCUCAUUUUCUCAAAUUCUAUCCUAAAUAAAACAGCUCAUCCAUAUCCUCUCCGUUAUUGUACCACUAUUUUCUUUCUUCUUUGUUGUUGUUGUUGUUGUAUUUCAUUGAAUGGCGAUUAAUGCGAGGGCAAAGAGUUACUCGCGGUAUUAUAUCGGAUCAUCAUCGUCACCUACCAAUACACUAUAUACACGAUUAUAGUGAGCUACGUUUUUUUUUUCUUUUUCUUUCGUCACAACCGCGAGUAUGAAAUACUCGGUUGUGUAUAUAUAUAUUUUAUCAGCAGCUAUAGAGGCUGGUAGAGUCUCGUAUCAUCAUGAAUUUUUCGAGAAUUCGAUUUAUGCCGUCCAAGAGGUCGUCAGUUCCGGGAAUAGAAAAAACGUAUAGAGCACGCGAUUCCUGUCUAGUCGUCUUCGACCACCGCACAUCUUAUUUAUUAUUUUCACGCUUAUUUUACUAUAAUAUGAUACACGGCAACACAAGAGCGGCAUUGCGUAUAUUAUCUUUUAAAAAUAUAGGAAAGGGAAAAAAACAAUUUCACGAUGAAAACGUGUCACCUUCCGUCCAUAACAAAUAAUAAAUGGAUCUGCGCGCGCGUAUGUGAUAAACAGCAUCCGUGUGUGAUAAAAACUUAUUUUUUAAUUUAAAAAAAAAAAAAAAAAAAAAAACGCAAAUGCGGGGAGGGGAGCAGGUAAAUUCUUCUGGGAGGAAUAGCAGAAAAAAUGGAAUGCUCGAAUGAAAUUAAUGUUUCGUUGUGUUGUUCUUAAAAAGCAGUUAAUUUAAAAUAAAAGUGAAUAAAUUGUGUGAUUA